Molecule: messenger RNA, 1200 nt
Organism: Lathyrus sativus (Indian pea)
Lineage: Eukaryota; Viridiplantae; Streptophyta; Magnoliopsida; Fabales; Fabaceae
Source: the annotation of a GenBank genome assembly
AUGGUUGAGAAGAACUUAAGGUUCAUGUUCCUUCUCUCUUUGUUUGUUUCAACAACCUUAUCGCAACAAACACAAACAUGUCAGACACAUACCUUCACAAACAACCAACGAUUCACCUCAUGUCGCGAUCUACCUCAACUCACCUCGUACCUUCACUGGACAUUCGACCAAACAACAGGAAAACUCGACAUAGCAUUCCGACACGCAGGAAUCACAUCAGCGAACCAGUGGGUCUCAUGGGCUAUUAACCCUAACAACGAUCUCACAUCCUCCAUGACUGGAGCUCAAGCUUUGGUUGCAAUUCCACAAUCUAGUGGUUCGCCAAGAGCUUAUACUUCUUCGAUUGCGAGUCCCGCUACUCAAUUAGCGGAGAGUAGAAUUAGUUACAAUCAUUCGAGGUUGAGUGCUACACAUGUGAAUGAUGAGGUUACGAUUUUUGCGACGAUUAAUCUUCCUAGUGGUGUUACUUCUUUGGUUCAUCUUUGGCAAAACGGUCCUGUGUCUGGUGGUUCUCCUCAAUCACAUGCCACGGAUAAUAGUAAUUUAAGUUCGAAGGAGAGGUUGGAUCUUCUUUCUGGUGUCACUCAAGCUGGAUCAGGUGGAGGUUCACUAAGUAGAAGAAGAAAUACUCAUGGAAUACUAAAUGCAGUGAGUUGGGGAAUUUUGAUGCCCUUGGGAGCUGUCAUUGCAAGGUACUUGAAGGUGUUCAAAUCUGCAGACCCUGCUUGGUUUUAUCUUCAUGUUACCUGUCAAACAGCUGCUUAUAUAGUCGGUGUUGCUGGAUGGGGUACCGGUCUAAAACUCGGCAGUGACUCGGUUGGUGUUACCUACUCAACUCACAGAGCACUCGGCAUCGCUCUCUUCUGCCUUGGAACCCUUCAGGUUUUCGCUCUGCUAUUAAGGCCCAACAAAGAUCACAAAAUCAGAAUCUACUGGAAUUUCUACCAUUGGGGUAUCGGAUACGCAACGAUAAUCAUCAGCAUUAUCAACAUCUUUAAAGGGUUCGACGCAUUGGAGGUGUCUGCAGGGAACCGUUACGAUAACUGGAAGCAUGCGUACACCGGCAUUAUUGCAGCUUUGGGUGGCAUUGCUGUACUUUUAGAAGCUUACACAUGGAUCAUUGUGAUCAAAAGGAAAAAAUCAGAGAACAAGUUGUCACAUGGAACAAAUGGAACAAAUGGAUAUGGUCAGCAGGUGUAG